Messenger RNA from Zingiber officinale, 1559 nucleotides. RefSeq names its product myb family transcription factor EFM-like. Bases 64 to 1239 code for a protein of 391 amino acids. Gene Ontology annotation, molecular function: DNA binding; DNA-binding transcription factor activity. The transcript has 5 exons. NCBI's taxonomy places the organism in Eukaryota, Viridiplantae, Streptophyta, Magnoliopsida, Zingiberales, Zingiberaceae. Gene Ontology annotation, biological process: regulation of DNA-templated transcription. The record is from RefSeq and is a predicted model, not a curated record.
GUCGUCGCCCUCGUGCUCGUAGAGAUCGGCAGCGAGGAAGAAGAGUGGAGGUGGUGACGGGAGAUGGGAUCGGCGGCGACGGAGAUCGGACUGGAGCUCAAGCUAUUUGCUACCAGGGCUGCCGGUGGCUUCCUCAAGGAAGUCGCGGCGGCUGUCGACGGUGGGGUGGCCAAGUUGGAGGAGUCCGUGCGGAGCUUGGUGGAUGAGAGGAAAAAGAUAGAGGUUUUCAAGCGCGAGCUCCCCAUUUGCAUGUUCCUCCUCACCGAAGUGAUUGAGAUGUUGAAGAAGGAGCUUGAACGCUGCCUGGGAGAGCGAUUCACGCACGGCUUCAAAGAAUUCAUACCCAUUAGGAGUGAGUGCGAAGAGCAGGGUGCGGAUGGGUUGAAGCUUGAAGUAGACUGCAAGGAGAAGAGGCACUGGAUGAGCUCUGCCCAGCUAUGGAGUUCUAAUUCUACCGCCGAUGACAAGGUCGAUGAUGAUGGCAAAAGCGUCACGGAUGAGAGAAAUGGAAGAUCAGAUCUCUCCGAGGAGAAGGAGGAGAACGUUUGCUCGGAGUCCAAAAGGCACUAUUUUGGGGCCGGAUUCUUGCCGUUUAAGAACUCAAAGGAGGCAUCGAAGUCCACAACGCCGCCGCCUGAUUUCUCUCUUCUGUCAUCCGCCGCCGUCAAGAGCUCUGCUUUCUCUGUCUCUUCCACGGCCGACGACCACUCCGACAGUGGCUCCGGCGGCACCAAGCGAGCCGGGAGAGCCCCAUCGCUGACGAGCGGUGCGCACCUUAGCUUGCAGCUGCAGCAUCCGCCGAGGAAGACGAGGCGGUGCUGGUCGCCGGAGCUCCACCGCCGCUUCGUCCUCGCUCUCCAGAAACUCGGUGGUUCUCAAGCAGCGACUCCAAAGCAGAUCAGAGAACUCAUGAAAGUCGAUGGACUCACCAACGACGAAGUGAAAAGCCACCUCCAGAAAUAUAGAUUACAUACAAGAAAGGUGCCUUACGGUUCAUCAGCUGGCACAGAUAAGCCAGUUGUGUUCUUGAGAGACCUCUGGAUGCAUUCUGAGAACUGCAGCAACCCCUCAACACACCAGAGCACUGCUUGUGUUUCUGUUUCCCAAUCUGGCUCUCCUCAAAGCCCCCUUCAGCUGGCCAUCUCCGGCGUGGCAGCGGUGGCGAGGCCGGAGGAGAUAGCUGCCUGGAAGAUGAUGGGAAGUUCGAGAGAAGCUUCAAAUGGAUGUCCUGAUCAGUGAAGUUUACAGCUGAAACUUAGAAAUCUGAGAGGUGUCACAGUUUCAAGAGAGGAUUGCUAUAGGUGUAUUAAUUGUUGUGCCUUUGUAUAGAGUUUUGAGUGUUUUGUCGAUAAAAUGUAGGCAAGAGAAGAGGCCUUCGGAUAUUUGGAACAAAAUUAUGAGGAAAAAGGAGACCGAUUUUGCCCAAAUUUUUUGUUUUGCAUCAAGAGAAGAAAAAAAAUUCACGUGUUUACCAUUUUACUAGGAAGAACUCAAAUUGAAUAUGUAUAACGAUAUUGUUUUGAAGAGUAUUUAUUGAUAUUUAUGGAUCUUAUUUUGAA